This is a messenger RNA of Caenorhabditis remanei, 303 nucleotides long. RefSeq lists its product as uncharacterized. The record is from RefSeq and is a predicted model, not a curated record. The transcript has 3 exons. The coding region runs from base 1 to 303 and encodes 100 amino acids. NCBI's taxonomy places the organism in Eukaryota, Metazoa, Nematoda, Chromadorea, Rhabditida, Rhabditidae.
AUGAGACUGACACGAAUACUUCGUGUGCUGAUCCGAGGAAAAGAUGGGCAGGCUGAAUGGAAAGAGAUAACGGAAAAUCAAUUGCCAAAAGGUGGAAAAAAACUUUCAUUCAGAGAAAAUUCCUUAAUCGCAUUUGGUGUAGGGAUGCUGGUCUUCUCUUACGCAUACUUUCAAGAUGAGAUCAAUCCAGAUUCAAAAUGGGCUAAGGCAUAUCGCACAUUUACUCGAGAACCACUCUCUUGGCUUACCAAAGGGCAAUCCGAAGCGCCUGUUUCCCCCGAUCACAAACCACCUGUAUUCUGA